ACACAGCAGUCCCUGCCACGCAACGCGAUAAGACGCUAGUUCAAGAUGGCUGAGUCGGCGUCUCCAUUGCUCUCCGCUGAAGAGCUCGAGGCCUCGAGGGGGCACCUUGAAACCGCCAGUGCGUCUGUUUCCCGGUUGCCGCCGGGGCUGGUGAAGCGGCGGCUUGAGGAGGCGCUCAAGGGGAUCGACAGUGAGGUGCAGUCUCAGCUUUGGGGGCACCUGCGGUCCAACAGCGGGGGUAGUGCUGGUGGUGGUGCUGGUCUUGGUGGUGCAGACCAGGGACGAGUGCGAGCGGUACCGACAAUGACGGCGACGUCGACGUCAGGAUCGGCAGCGGGAGGAGAGGGAAGCUUCACGCCUAGCGAUUCGGCGACGGGAGUGGUCCUCAGCAAGGCCUACCGAGCCCGAGUGACUCCGGAGUCCGCUCUGCACGCCUCGGCGCUGGCCCUGCACUGCCUUCUGGUGACGGAAGGGUUCGUUUGCACCGGGCAGGACGACAAGGCGGGAGCCAUCAAGGGCUUCGCUGCCCCUGUGAGGGACGUCCCUCAAGAGAAGCUCGUGCCCGACCGCUGGGACGCAGACCGAUCAGCGGUUUCCUUCCGUUACCGCCACCCAGACCGCACAGGAAAGGUCUACCUUUUCAAGGCCGUCACAGGGGGGGGUCCGGCGCAGUUCUUCCUCGGGGAGAAGGGCGGGGAGAUACAGUCGGCGGAUGUUGAUCUAGAGCCCCUGGAGCGGUGCGGGCCGAAGUACUUUGAAUCGGAGGGCUUUUUCGAGACGCUCUUCUCCGUUUUCCGCCGGGAAGUCCUGGCGCACAUCGCGCCUCCGGUUGUCGCACCGCCGCCGCAACCGGCGGGGGGCGAAACCGUCGCCGCCCCCGACCGGAAUUUUUCGCCAUCCACGUCUGGGAAAGCCCGGCCGGCGAUACCGAGCACUGCUGCUGAAGACGACGAUCCCCUUAGGGUUGGCCCUCCGAGGUUCGCGGGCCCCCCCGGCGUCGGCCCCACCCCGUUCCUCCCUGGGAGAGGCGGCGAUUUUGGCGGCGAUCUGUUUCCUAGCGGUGUCGGUGGUCCUGCUGGUGGUGAAGGUGGUGGGCUUCCAGGACCGGGGGGGCUGCUUGGCCCCGGGCACCCGAUGUUCGGCGGGGGCGGAGGGGCUGGCUACAUGGAGCCGCGGUUCGACCCAUACGGGCCGCCGAUUCCAGGCCAGCAGCCGUGGGGCCCCGGCGUCCCGGGGAGGGGUGGGGGGGGGAGAGGGGGGCCCGCACAAGGAGGACCUCGUGGACCGCCUGCCGGGCCUGACAACGACCACCUUCGCCCGCCGGGCGGUUCUGGCGACGUGUUCUUCUGAUCAGUCACACACCCCUACUACCCCUGCUGGGAGUACCGGCCGGAGGAGUGGUCUUUUGGUAGCAUACUCGGAGAAACAUCGCGAAGCACGGCAUAGAGAGCUGCUGUAUCUGUCGCGCUCACCCCAGGAAUCAGUCUGUCUAUUGGAUGACGUGAAUUGUUCAGGGUAGAGAAUAUGCACAGCAGUGGCCUUCCGAGGGUUUUUCUGUUGAGUAAACAUGUUGGAUAACGCAUGCAAUCGGGGGGAAGUUGGGUGAGGGUUAGGGAUGGUCUGCGUACCCCCUCCCUGUCCUACAUCCUCGUUAACUUGAUUUCUCGCGAAGGAGCUCGUGUACCGUAUUUGACACAGGACAAAACACCCCCUUGACCGACUUUCGAAGCUCGAUUUCUCAACUGCCGGAGCAGUCACAGCGCCGAAAACGGCGGCGUUGAAACCGUCUCGUCGAGAGCUUGUCGAAAAUGUAUGGUUUCGUUUAUGCAUUCUCUUCGUCGUGGAGUUAUCGAGCUUUGAAAAUCGGUCCAGGGGGUGUAUUAUCUUGUGUCAUAUAUGGUAUGUUAACCAGGAGACGCUCAAACCGACAAAUUGUCGUGCGACAGUAUGCCGACACGCGGCUGGACAACGCUAGCGAUCAUCUGUUGGAAUGUUGGUAAAUGUCCGCCGUAUGAGCCGCGAUGACGCCACCGAUAUGUAACCGAACCGCAUGGUGUCAUCGGUGCUGUGAUGUCGUGUUUGGUUGUGGCAUCUAUCCUAAGCUAUCCUAAGCUAUCCUAAGCUAUCCUAAGGGCCGACACUGUGGAGGUGGUGGGUGGGGGUGCUCUACAAGUAGGUACUCUUCUGAGAGGUUUGUGCAGCAGCUCGGUUGGCUGCGUGUGCUGCCAGUACGACGCCUUAAACGUUGUCAUCUGUUUUGAGCGCGGGGAAGGCGCCGUCAAAUCUGACCGUAUUGUUGUAUUCUUAGGAAACGGAGAUGGGCGGGGGGGUGCUCUUGGCUGUCAGGUGCCCAGAGUGUACAAAUGGAUGGUGUCAAGUAGUUAGAUUUUAUUUUAUAUUUUGCCGUUCAUUCAGUGACUUUUGGUCGCAUGUCACGUUGCCUUGAGAGAAAAUCCCGGUGGCUUGACUGGAUGGGGCAAGAAGUUCUCGUUGGUGGGGUCGCUCAUGGAUGCUCGAAUCUUACCGUUGGACAUCGGGCGUUCAAUCCUUUGGUUGUCUUCUGUGCAUAGAAACAAGCGCGGGUGUCCCGUUCCUUCCGGGUUUAACACACAAGAAGGCGUGGCCUAACAUCGCAUAGUAUCGCACUGGGAACGGAGCUUGCCUCAUGCAACCGUGCUAUAAUAGAACACGAGAACGCAGCCUACAGUCUACACCUCACAGACAGUAUUGCACCUAUCAUCUCUCACUCUCCUAUGUGACCCCUGUUUGCAAGUGUUGAGUCAGAGAGGUAAGGCCGUGGGGUAGGUUACGCUGAGAGCGAUCUUUAGUACAUGGGACAACGACGACGAGAACUGCAACAAGGGGUGGAUGCAUUCCACAUCAAUGAAGGCCUGGGCUUAACGUAGCGCCGGACGUGUUUCUGUCGAUGGUGCGGAUAUCCAUCCGCAUGAAAAGA
Messenger RNA from Ectocarpus sp. CCAP 1310/34, 2956 nucleotides. The record is from the annotation of a GenBank genome assembly. Lineage: Eukaryota; Phaeophyceae; Ectocarpales; Ectocarpaceae.